CGAAAACACCGAGUUUCACAUUCAUUGCAACUGAGGCUCAACUAGCGGUGUCAAGGCAAUGGAGAAGAUUUUAUGUAAUUUCCAUGACAGCGUUUGUAUGUUAAAAACGGGCGUGAAAGAUGGACCAAACAAAGGCAAAAGCUUCUACGUCUGCGUUGACAAGCAAGGCUGUAAUUUCAGUCAACCGGCCAGCAUCUCUCCAUCCCACUGCCUCCAACAUGAAGAUUCGAUGGUGGAACUCCAAGCUCUGACCUACAGUCAGCAGCAGCAGAGCCACAGGUUAUUCUACCGGUGUAUUAUAGGUAAAAAAGCGGGCCAGAGGUGGUGUGGAAACGUGCCUUGGACUGCAUCACACAAAGAAAGGAGAAACCCUCUAUCUGACACACAGCUACAGCCUUCCUGCCUGCCACCUGUUCGAAACCCCUUCAAGGCCCCUGGCAAGUCAGACAACGACUCUGAGUGGAGAAGAAUGCAGUGUGAUGGAAGUAAUGAGAAGGGAGGGGAGGAGAAAGACAGUGAGGCAAGUCACAAGGCUGAAGGAGGAGAAAGUUAUCACAAAGAAAAUGUGGAGAGUGUAGGGGCAGGGGUGGAAGAAGAGGAGGGAAGGAAUCUUAAUUCACUGGGUACUUACCAAGGUAAACAGCUUCCUCCUGGGAUGAAGUUAAAGAAGAGAGUUUCAGAUGAGGAAAGAAACAGUCCCAAAGGCAAGAGUGAAGAGAAGCACACAGAGCAAGGCAAAACAGAAAAAGCUAUUUCCACCUCCAACGUCACUGCUGUACAUACUGAGAAAAUUAAUAAAACCUCACAGGAUCUUCACAAGGACUUGCCCCAGCAACCGACAACAAGUGAAACCUGCCUGGUGAAGCAAAAUGAUCCUACUGUAAAAGAGAGUGUCUCUAAAUCUUUACCCAGCAGCAGCAUCGCUCAGGCUCCAAGAGACUCUGUUAACACCAAGAGCCCCACAUCUAAGCACAGACAAACCAAAAACCACCAAGACAACGAUGAUGAUGUAGUUCUGGUGUCAGUGAAACCAGCUGCUCAGAAAACUCCUCCGGUUUCUGCUGUACAAAAAACCCUGACCACCUUCCCAGGAUUUCAGCCAGCUUCUAAGGUCAAAGGUCAACAGCAAGAUCCCAAAGGACUGCACAGUCUGCUCACUGCUCAGCUUCAGCAGAAAAAGGCCACUCUGUCUGUGGUGAAUGUUGCAGCUCUGCCAGAUAAAGGCGAGAGGUUGAAGACACAGGUCAAGGAGCUGGAGGAGGCACUGGAGUCUCUGAGCCUCACUGCUGCUUCUCAGCCUGGGUCCCAGGGUGAAUGUGACAGCAGUGAUGCUGGUAGCAGUCAGGUCAACCCAUUCAGCCGACAGGGCGGCACCAUCUUGCUCCCUGCCCCACCUGGCCCCUCUCAGCACCAGGCCUCCAGCAGCGCCCUGGGGCUCCACCUGAGCCAGGGAUAUACCCAGAUGUAUGGAGCAAACCCACAGGCCCAGGCUUUUUACGGUGGCAGGAUGACCGAGGACCGUCUGCUCGCGGUGAAAAAUGCCACCAGCGAGGCUAUCGACCAUCUCCACAAAUCCCUGGAGUCCUGCCCCGACUCUGAGACUGAAGCCCCAGACCCCAGAGGCAUCAAGGUGUCGCUCCUGGCCCAUCAGAGGAGAGCUUUGGCCUGGCUGCUCUGGAGAGAAACCCAGAACCCCUGUGGAGGAAUUCUGGCGGAUGACAUGGGUCUGGGGAAAACCUUGACCAUGAUUUCUCUCAUUCUGACCAAGAAGAUAAAGGCAAAAGAGGAAGACGAAAAGAAAGAAGAGAAGAAACUGGAGAAAUGGAUCUCCAAAACUGACUCCAGCCUCGUGGCCUCUAAAGGCACUCUGAUCAUCUGUCCUGCCUCCCUGGUUCACCACUGGAAGAAGGAGGUUGACAGACAUGUGAAGACAGGCAAGCUGACUGUGUAUCUGUACCAUGGCCCCAACCGAGAGAAGAGCGCCGAAGUGCUGGCAGAUUAUGAUGUGGUGGUGACCACAUACAGUUUGGUCUCUAAGGAGAUUCCAGUCCAGAAGGAGGAGGCAGACAAACCCACCAAGGAUUCUGAUGAUGUGCCCUUGCCCUCAGCUCCACUUUUGCGAGUGACCUGGGCCCGCAUCGUUCUCGAUGAAGCCCACAACAUCAAAAACCCAAAAGUGCAGACCUCCUUGGCUGUCUGUCAGCUGAGGGCCCGCGCUCGCUGGGCGGUCACUGGUACGCCCAUCCAGAACAACCUGCUGGACAUGUACUCACUGCUCAAGUUUCUGCGUUGCUCUCCGUUUGAUGAGUACAAACUCUGGAAAGCCCAGGUUGACAACGGCUCUAAGAGGGGCAGAGAGAGGUUGAACAUCCUGACGAGGAGUCUGCUGCUCCGACGAACCAAAGACCAAAUGGACUCCACAGGGAAACCACUGGUGUCUCUUCCCGAGCGGACCAGCGAGGUGCGUCAGCUCAAACUGUCUGAGGAUGAGCAGGCUGUGUAUGAUGUGGUCUUUGCCCAAUCCAGAUCCACUCUGCAGAACUACCUGAAGAGACAUGAAGGAAAUGACGUGAACAAGGGGAACACUUCCAAUUCCAAUCCCUUUGACAAAGUGGCCCAAGAGUUUGGUUUAUCGCAGUCUGAACCUGCUGUGUCGAGUUCCCAACAGGCGUCCAGCACCGUCCACAUCCUGUCCCUGCUGCUGCGCCUCCGACAGUGCUGCUGUCACCUGUCCCUCCUUAAGAAGACUCUCGACUCGACUGAGCUGCAGGGUGAUGGGAUCGUCUUGUCUCUGGAGGAGCAGCUCAACGCUCUGUCACUCUCCUCCAGCCCCUCGCCAUCGGGCCCUGACCCUAAAGACACCGUGGCCCUUAAUGGCACCCGCUUCCCCUCACAGCUGUUUGAGGACACCAGUGACAGCAGCAAGAUUUCUGCUAUUGUCUCUGAGCUGAAGGCAAUCAGACAGAAGAGUGACAAUCAGAAAAGCGUGAUCGUGUCCCAGUGGACCAGUAUGCUGCACAUUGUAGCAGUUCAUCUGCGGCGAAUGGGCUUAAGAUACGGUGUUAUCGACGGGACUGUCAACCCCAAACGUCGCAUGGACCUGGUGGAAGAAUUCAACACUAACCCUAAGGGGCCAGAGGUGAUGCUGGUUUCUCUUUGUGCUGGAGGAGUUGGACUCAACCUCAUUGGUGGGAAUCACCUCUUCCUCAUUGACAUGCACUGGAAUCCAGCCCUGGAGGAUCAGGCCUGUGACCGAAUCUAUAGAGUUGGACAGAAGAAAGAUGUCACCAUCCACAGGUUUGUUUGUGAAGGCACAGUGGAGGAGAAGAUUUCCAUACUGCAGGUGAAGAAGAGGGAGCUGGCCCAGAACGUGCUGUCAGGAACAGGAAGCACCUUCACCAAACUCUCCCUGGCUGAUCUCAAAAUCAUUUUUGGUGUCUGAGAUGGGAGAAAACUCAAAAUAGCUGUUCAUACACUAAGAUACCCAAGACCUUAUUUUCCUCCAUGUAGUGACAGGUUUCUUUGUGCUCUCAGCUUAAUCCAGAGCAGGGAUCUCCAUCCUAACUGCUUUAGAAAACAUUAGGCUACUGGGCUUAAUGUGCCUUAACAUUUUGUUUCAGGUUUUCCUUUUCUUUGAUUGUUCUAUGAUUUCAGGGCUUCUGUUAGCUCUGUUCACUCAGAUACAUGUGCUGUUAACUGAUUUAUUUUAACAAUACUUAAGUUGGUAUUAAAUUAGUUCUGAAACUUACACAUGCUCUGCAUCUUCAUAGACUGCUGCUUCUUCCCUGAUCUUUUUCUCCAGAGCAAAAGGUUCCUUGAUGACUAUUAAUUUCUCUCACUUUAUUCAUUUUUAAGAGGCACCUGACGCUGUUUAUAAAAGAGGAAAAUUGGGUAUCUUAAUAACAUUUUUUGUUGUUUAGCAGGUAAGCAGUUUCCUUCAGCUGCUACUGCAGCACAGUUGUGGAGUUACACUAAACAGCAGAUUUACUACAUUGUACUAUUUCCCAAGACAACCUAAACUACCACCACAGAUACUGUUACAUACACCUAGAUAUCAAAUUCCUCCGCUUGAAACAUGCACACUUAAAUCAUAUAAAUCAUAACUUCUAUGUACAACUAAAAAGGUAUAUUGCCUGUUUUGGAGGGUAAAUGCCAUAGACACACAGGUGAGGAACUUUUUUUCUUAUCUUCUGGUCUAGAAUAUUGUUUCACAGCACUUUUUCUUCUGUUUAUGUCCUAUGCUGCACUGAAUGUGGCCAAUAAUUUAGUAAUAUUUUUGUAUGUAUGUAUACGUCUUCUUAUUGUUUUACUGUCAAAUGACAGGGACACACUGAAAAGAGGAUUUUCCUCUGCCAGUUUUAUAUUAUUUUUAUGUAGCUUACUCAUUAUUGGAGUGAAGCAAAUAUUUGCUUCUACUUGUGUCAUCUGACGGGGUUUAUUUCCGUUAGAGAUGUUUUCAAAUGCCUUUUUAGUUAUUGUGUAUUGUUGCAUUGUUUAAAUAAAUUCAA
Molecule: messenger RNA, 4508 nt
Organism: Toxotes jaculatrix (banded archerfish)
Lineage: Eukaryota; Metazoa; Chordata; Actinopteri; Toxotidae
Gene: ttf2
Product: transcription termination factor, RNA polymerase II
Exons: 23
Coding region: 59-3442 (1127 amino acids)
Molecular function (GO): zinc ion binding; ATP-dependent chromatin remodeler activity; ATP binding
Source: RefSeq, a predicted model, not a curated record